Messenger RNA from Engraulis encrasicolus (European anchovy), 2329 nucleotides. RefSeq names its product protein mono-ADP-ribosyltransferase PARP6-like. NCBI's taxonomy places the organism in Eukaryota, Metazoa, Chordata, Actinopteri, Clupeiformes, Engraulidae. The record is from RefSeq and is a predicted model, not a curated record. Gene Ontology annotation, cellular component: nuclear envelope; membrane; endoplasmic reticulum tubular network. Gene Ontology annotation, biological process: endoplasmic reticulum unfolded protein response. The coding region runs from base 58 to 1917 and encodes 619 amino acids. Gene Ontology annotation, molecular function: kinase binding; protein serine/threonine kinase activator activity; NAD+ poly-ADP-ribosyltransferase activity. The transcript has 21 exons.
GGUGGGGAGUGCUGGGCUGAAGAGGACUCUGAUGGGGACAGCGACUGUGAGGAGUUCAUGUACGGAAUACAGGGGCAUUUUGCUUCGGACCUGUACCGUCACCCUCAGCUGGAUGCAGACAUUGGGGCCGUGAGGGACAUCUACACAGACCGAGCCGUGUCUGUGAGGGAGUAUGGCCCCAUCGAUGAUGUGGACGUUGACUUGCAGAUCAAUAUCGGCUUCUUGGAUGAGGUUGCCAAUGCCUGGAAGGUCGUCCGGACCGAGCCGAUUAUUUUGCGGCUUCGAUUCUCCCUCUCCCAGUACCUGGAUGGGCCAGAGCCUACAGUGGAGGUGUUUCAGCCAUCCAGCAAAGAUGGCUUUGGACUUGGAGUGCAGCUGAAAAAAAUCCUGUGCUCGUUCGUGUCCGAGCAGUGGCGGCACCUGAGCAAUGAUCUGAUUCGUACGCAGCAGAAGAAGCGGCACAGCUGGUUCAAGGCCGGAGGCACCAUCAAGAAGUUCCGUGCUGGGCUUAGCAUCUUCUCACCUGUGGCCAAGUCCCCAUGUGUGCCUCUGAUUCAGGGGCCCGUACCCAAGGGCCCGCUGAGGCCCCCGGAGCUCCGCGUCGCUCGCCUCAUCAGCCGCUCCGGCCCCUGCAGCAUGAAGGGCCCCAAAGGAGAACUCUAUACCUACAACCCAAGUGGACAGAGUGUGCCGGUGGCAGGGCCACGACCAGCAGUGCAGAUCAGCACCAAGCAGCUGAUUGAGCUCUUCUUCUCCUCCCAAGCCCUCAUCCACUGCAAGAGCAUCCCCACACUGGAGUAUGGUUUCCUGGUGCAGAUCAUGAAGUACUCUGAGCAGAGGAUUCCUACUCUAAAUGAGUAUUGUGUGGUGUGUGACGAACAGCAUGUCUUUCAGAAUGGCUCCAUGCUCAAGCCUGCCGUAUGUACCAGGGAGCUCUGCGUAUUCUCCUUCUACACCUUGGGGGUGAUGUCUGGAGCUGUAGAGGAAGUAGCCACAGGAGCAGAGGUGGUGGACCUGCUGGUGGCUAUGUGCAGAGCUGCGCUGGAGUCGGCCAGGAAAAGCAUCAUCUUUGAUCCCUACCCCUCUGUGGUUGACCCCACUGACCCCAAAAGUCUGGCCUUUAACCCCAAGAAGAGGAGCUAUGAGCGACUGCAGAAAGCUCUGGACAGUGUCAUGUCUAUUCGCGAAAUGACUCAGGGCUCGUACUUGGAAAUCAAGAGACAGAUGGACAAGAUCGAUCCUUUAGCCCACCCACUCCUGCAGUGGAUCAUAUCCAGCAACAGGUCCCAUAUAGUCAAGCUGCCUCCAAGCAGGCAACUGAAGUUUAUGCACACUCCCCACCAGUUUCUGCUGCUCAGCAGUCCCCCCGCCAAAGAGGCUCGCUUCCGCGCCGCUCGCAAGCUCUACGGCAGCACCUUUGCCUUCCAUGGGUCCCACAUAGAGAACUGGCAUUCCAUCCUGAGAAAUGGACUCGUGAACGCCUCUUACACCAAGCUCCAGCUGCAUGGGGCAGCCUAUGGGAAAGGUAUCUACCUCAGCCCAAUCUCAAGCAUCUCCUUUGGAUACUCAGGCAUGGGGAAAGGACAGCACCACAUGCCCUCCAAGGAAGAACUGGUCCAGCGGUACAAUCGCAUGAACACCAUGGCACAGGCUCGAUUGGUUCAGUCCAGAUUUCUCCAGAGUCGCAACUUAAACUGCAUUGCUCUCUGUGAAGUGAUAACCUCUAAGGAUCUGCAGAAGCAUGGCAAUAUCUGGGUGUGUCCAGUGUCUGACCACGUCUGCACACGCUUCUUUUUUGUGUACGAGGACGGCCAGGUGGGGGACGCCAACAUCAACACCCAGGACACACACGUCCAGCGCGAGAUCAUGAGCGUGAUCGGAACGCACCCCAGCUCCCGACAUUCCGAAGGACUAUGAAGGAUGGAGAUAUUCCGCAGUUGUCAUUGGUCCGUGCGAAAGAGACGGGAAUGCUCUUUUACUCAGCCUAUGUGACUGACGUGUGUGUGUUACAGUAUGUUGCAUCUCGCUGUUAGAGUAGUGGAGUGUCUACACCACUGGAGGGCGCCAUUUGGGCAUGAUUGAGGACAUGCAGCCAGCGUGUGGAGUCUGCCCCGACUAGCGGCCCAGAGGAAACAGGGCUCCUGAAUGGCGUGUCACAUGUACAGACAGGCAGCAUGUGUGUGGAUUAAUCUUCACCCUGUCACAGUCAUGGAUUCACCUCUGCUUUCAGUGUGCUCAAGUCCCUCCCUGUAUAACUCUCAUGUGAUGCACAGUAACCACGGUAACCCUGCUCAGCAGUCACAGAGUCCACACUUUCUGUAGAAUAAUC